Messenger RNA from Echinostoma caproni, 531 nucleotides. NCBI's taxonomy places the organism in Eukaryota, Metazoa, Platyhelminthes, Trematoda, Plagiorchiida, Echinostomatidae. The record is from the annotation of a GenBank genome assembly.
AUGUCAGACAAAAUACAGGAAUUCCGAAUUUGGCAAACAAAACUUUACAACCUCCAACGUGAAGCCCCAAAGCCACACGUUGUCCCAUGCUCAAGAACGCUGAGCGGACGACCUCCGCAGUAUGGCAUCGAGUACCACGGUUCGAUUUCGCGACAGGAAACAGACAAAUUGCUCGAGAAUGCUCCGGAUGGUGCUUAUCUUAUUCGUGACAGUCAACGAGCCGCUGGGGCAUAUACGUUAGUUAUUUGGUUUGAUAAAAAUGUCAAAAAUUUCAUGCUGCAUUAUGAUCCUGUUUCCAAGCAGCAUUAUGUUGGUGAAAGUCGUUUCGACACGAUAGAGUUGUUGGUUGCGGAUGGUCUCAUACAUUUCUACGUGGAGACGAGAGGAGCAGAUGUUUUGCAGAAAAUCGCGGAUGCGAACACCUAUCAGUCCACACCGUUUUACAAAGUAAGUUUUUAUCGAUUCUCCCAGGUUUUUCGCGAAGUAGCGUACGCUAGCGAACGUUCGCUUUUUACAUGUAAUCGAUGGUAG